Molecule: messenger RNA, 990 nt
Organism: Meira miltonrushii
Lineage: Eukaryota; Fungi; Basidiomycota; Exobasidiomycetes; Exobasidiales; Brachybasidiaceae
Exons: 4
Coding region: 1-990 (329 amino acids)
Cellular component (GO): kinetochore
Source: RefSeq, a predicted model, not a curated record
AUGAAGGAUGCUGGUGAUCAAUCUCAGUCGACACAGGAGGCUAGUGAAGAUGAAGAAGAUUUCAUGUCGGACAAAUAUAUCAUCGAGGCUGCAAAGGUUGAUCGGAUUGGCGUAAGAGAUGGUGAUAAAAGCAGCAGGAAUGAAGGGUAUACAGAGCAAAGGCGGAGAAAGCUGAAUGAUGAUUACGAUCGUGGCAAGAUCUUGCCUAGAGCGCAACGAGAGAGAGAAGCAAGACAGAAGGGCCUGGCCAAGAAUCUAUUUGGCGAGUUCGACGAGGAAGAAGAAACUGCUUCGACAUCCAACAAAAGGAAGGAUAAAGCAAUGCGUACGAUGCUAGCUAUGGGCUUCAAGCCGGGCGAAGCACUUGAACCUGCAAUUCCUACUUCGAAGCCACUUAUAGACCCACUGAAUAUUGAUGAACGAUGGCUCGAUCCACGUAACAAACGAUCAGGCAUUGGUAUUGCACCACGAGUUCAAUCAGCCACUGCUGCUAUCAGUAAAGAUAUCGAUCGAGCUAUUGAUCAUGAAAAGAAUGCAAGUUCAAACAUCGAAGAAGACUUCCGGAUUCGUAAUAGAGCAGCCCAAGAAGGAAGACAUAACGAAGCUCUCUUGGUCACCGCGCGAAAGACUUGUCAGGAAUUGGAUAGUCUGCCGCCAUACAGUAUGACAUAUUCACCGUUAUGGAUCAAUCCUGAAGCGCUUAAAAAGUCAAAACAUGAUUUGCCGGUUCAUAAAGACGAAGAGAAGCAAAGCUCUUCCCUCCCCGGAGACGAUGAUCCCAUCGAGCAGCAAGACGAGGAAAAGCAAGUCGCCGUCAAACGUGCAGAUGACGCUCGACGAUUCUGCUUCCUUCCAUCAAAGGCUCGACUGCAAAUCACUCUUUCCCAUCUCAAACGUGCUCACCACUAUUGCCUUUAUUGUGGACAUCGUUAUGCAAGUGAAGAAGAGCUCGAUUCGCUUUGCCCUGGUGAGGAUGAAGAAGAUCACUAG